GACGAACGUCAGCUUUGUGUUCAAUCGCGAUAUUUCUUUUCGAUCAAGCUUCACUUAUUAGCAUAACACGUUUCAUUCAAGAUGGCCGGUAAAUUCGAACCUAAAACUCCUGUUACGCUGAACCCGCCAAAGUACGAUCCUAUUUCGCUGGAAGAACUUGCAAAAUGCAAUGGUUCUGAUAGCGACAAAUGCUAUGUUGCAAUCAAGGGCAAAGUCUACGAUGUAACGGGAAACAAAGCAUAUCUCCCUGACGGUGCUUACCAUGUCUUCGCUGGCCACGAUGCAUCCCGCGCUCUAGCUAAAACUUCUACUAAAGCUGAAGACGUGUCCUCGGAAUGGUUCGAUCUCGAUGAGAAAGAGAAGGGUGUACUUAAUGACUGGAACACAUUUUUCUCGAAACGAUACAAUGUUGUGGGACUCGUGGAGGGGGCGCAGAACUUGGAUCCAAAUGACAAAAUCGAGGGUGCAUCGAGUUGAAAGUUUGCGGACGCAUUAUCGAAGUUGUGAGGAUUGAACAGGUUGUGGCGUGCGAUUUAGACGUAACAUUGAAUUUAGCGAAUUAUGAUCGGAGCUUAGCAGGCGAAUCCAUUUUUCAUUCGGUCUUGCAGGAAAUACCUUGAGAAGUCACUUUGGCUGUUUAUCAUAUAAUUUCUAAUUUCUGGUGCUCUGAGAGCCAUCAUCACUUCAACUCGAUUGUUCCUGUACCCAAGUAUCAGAGUUGUAUACCUAGACAAACCCUCUGCGUUCUAUAAGUAUCUUUCCCUCUAUCAAGACAGCCUCUAUCUUUCCCCAUUGUUUCAGAUCAAGUUGAGUUUCUUUUUAGCCGAGCGGAAAUUAAGAAUCAGAAAACAUGCCCUUUCUUUCUCA
Botrytis cinerea B05.10 is the source of this 867-nucleotide messenger RNA. RefSeq lists its product as hypothetical. The coding region runs from base 82 to 477 and encodes 131 amino acids. Gene Ontology annotation, cellular component: membrane; endomembrane system. Lineage: Eukaryota; Fungi; Ascomycota; Leotiomycetes; Helotiales; Sclerotiniaceae. The transcript has 4 exons. The record is from RefSeq and is a predicted model, not a curated record.